Messenger RNA from Oldenlandia corymbosa var. corymbosa, 222 nucleotides. The record is from the annotation of a GenBank genome assembly. NCBI's taxonomy places the organism in Eukaryota, Viridiplantae, Streptophyta, Magnoliopsida, Gentianales, Rubiaceae.
AUGGUUCAGCUACUGUCUAAGAUUUUCCGCCUUUCCGGAAGAAACUUUGGAGUUUGGAGGAUCAGCGUAUCGUUUAAGAAGUCGGGGAAAAAACACAAUGAUAAUAGAAGGACUACCAAUACAAUUCACCGGAGAAAGGGAGAGAGAUCGAGUGAUCGGAUGUUCAAAUAUUUAGAUAACUUAUUUUGGAGUGAAAGCAAAACUGAAAUGGAGGUGGAAGAG